AGACCCUGGUGAUGUGACGUCAGUGCUCGUCUGCUGUCGGGGAGGACAGCACGGGAAUAACGGAACAGAUGUGUCCACUCAAUUUCGUUUCGUUCAGCUGUAUUUCUGCACAUAAAUCAUUUAUUGGGGAGCUGUCUGGGUAGGACACAUUCUGGAGAGCUAAUGUGUGUGUGGGGGCGUAGGUAUACGGUAAAACGAAUUUAAGUCUGCCUGGAUGGAUACAGAAUCUCUGCAGAGCAGCUGCAAGUGAUCCUCCUCACGAUCGCAUGUCUAUGGCGCCUAAAAGAGUGUUGCAGAACUAGCUAACUGGUCUGUCUGGCUGCCUGGUCUGUCACCAAAUCAAAUGACGGAUAUCUGCCCGGAUCGUGAGUAGCCUACCCGUUAUAUGAGGAUGACGCCUCUCAGGUGCACGCGAAAGUGCCUCUGGCUGGCGAUAGUGCUGGUUGUACUCGCGCUGUGCUGGUUUUGGAUUCAGAACCGGAGCAUUGACUUGAGGAGUCUCAUGAGGGAGAUCCAGCAGCAGUCUCCGUGGAGGAAAAAUGCCACGAACAACGAGGCAUUCAGGAGCGAGGUGGAGAAGUGCUGCAAAGUGCAGAACCUAUUCGCAGUCACCCAGCAGAACACCCCUCUUAGCACAGUGCUGUGGUACGACGCCGAGUUCCACCACUCACAUACUGUUGACCCACAUACCUAUUCUCUGCUCAUGAAGGAGUCUCCGCUUCCAAAUCGUCUGAGCUCCUGUGCAGUGGUUGGAAAUGGGGGCAUUCUGAAGAACAGUGGCUGUGGCCACAAGAUUGACCGAGCCCAGUUCAUUAUCAGAUGCAAUCUUCCUCCUCUGACCAGAGAAUAUGCUGAGCAUAUCGGAAAGAGGACUCACUUAGUGACAGCAAACCCAAGCAUCAUAGAACACAGAUUUGGAGGUCUGCAGUGGUCCCGGCGGCCGUUCCUGGACAGCGUGCGCGUGUACGACCGGAGCUUCAUCUACAUGCCGGCAUUCUCUUCAAGUAUCGGCACAGAGCCGUCCUUCAGAGCUGCCCACACCCUCGCUGAUGCCUCAGCCAAUCAGACGCUCCUGUUCGCUCACCCAGAGUUCCUGCGGCGCGUCAGUGCCUUCUGGGCCACCCGGGGCGUUGGUGCUCAGCGUCUCUCCACUGGCAUCUUCAUGCUGACUCUCGCCUCCUCCCUCUGCGACCACGUGGACGUCUACGGCUUCUGGCCUUUUCCGCAUGGACUGGACGGCAAGCCACUCUCCCAUCAUUACUAUGACGAUGAACCCCCCAACAGUUACCAUGCAAUGCCGCAGGAGUUUCUGCAGCUGUGGCAGUUGCAUAAGAACGGAGUCAUACGCCUGCAGCUGGGGAGUUGUGUAUAGCGCAGGACACUAUCGCUACUCUAUAGCGCCACCUGAAAGGUGAACAAUGAUAAUGUGAUUGACCCUGGACCUUUUUUAUUCCUUGAUCUGAUUUUCCUGAAAGGGGAAGGUAUACAGCAAUACUGUGAAAAGAUUGUUGAUGUUUGAACUCAACAUCCAAACAAAUUUUCAAUCAAGACGCAACCACACGCAACACUGAAAAAAAUGAUCCUGUGCAAGAGCUGCCUGCCUUGGAACGGUGAUUAUACGCUACCUGUGCUUGUUUAGCUGGGACUGUGCUUUGUGUGCAGGUGCACCCGUUUUAGCUUCCUAUUUACAUGGCCAGGGUAUGUAAAUAACUGCAUGGAAAUACCAGAUCUUUUUUUUUUUAAAUUGAAGACACAGUAUAGACAGCUAGUGUGACAAUCUGUGAGGAUUUUAUUUGCUACAUGUGACAAAAAGUGUAUUGGUGGUUUAUAAUUGUUACAUCCCAUUCUAUGCUCUGACCAGCACUGGGAGUGCCAUUAAUGGGGAAAAUACCAGUGAGUGGUGACAUGGAUGCCUUGACUUGUGCUUGCUCAGGAAUUUCUCAGCUGCCACUGACUCAUGACUGAUUCCCUGCAGAAACAUGCAACGUUGCUCAACACCCCAAGACACAUGACAGACAGAACUCACGACUUGCAUUGCUAUGAUUGCUUCCUUCCUGUUCACCCCGUGUCACCGAACUACCAGGGCUCAAAUUAUCACAUCCUUCCUGUGCUGGUACAUUCCAACUUAUAAUGCAGUAUGCUCAGCAGAAUUACCCACCCCAAUAGCCGCCCGGAUCUUUGUAAUGACCAUCCUUGUAAUGUCUACAUUUCUUUAAAGUGUAGCCAGUUGGACAACAACAACCCGUGUAGACAUUUAACAGCUAAAGUGAGUCUAAUUACUGGAAAUUUACCCACAGACCGGUCUGCUGAAGUGCCUCUGAUGUCUGAUAUUUGAAAAAACAGCAUUUACACAUUUAAGGAAAUUAAAUGACUUUUUAUGUUCAGUAAAACAAGAGCAGAGAGAUUAAGAAGUUGGGCGCUCAUGUAGAAUGGGAUGAAGAGUAUGUUAGGGAGACAUAACUGUGCUGUGGCUGGACUGGUCUGCUGGAACCUGGACCUCGUCAAUACUAAUCUGUUGGGAAGAUGGAGUUAGAAGAAUGAUGAAGUGUUUGUGUGUUUGUUUUGCUUUGUCCGCUAAAUUGAAGAGAUAUACUGUUCCAGAAAAAGGGGAAAAAACACAGGAUGAAUAACAGACUCAUGGGAAACAUAAGCUGACGAGCUGACUACAAUCUAUCUGUGUGGAUCUCCAGAGAAACAGGAAACAGCUCUGCUGAUGUAUUAGUCAUGAAAUGGAGUCGGGGAGGCAUGAAAUAAUAAAGGCGUCAAUCAACUCA
This is a messenger RNA of Alosa sapidissima (American shad), 2774 nucleotides long. Its product is annotated as alpha-N-acetylneuraminide alpha-2,8-sialyltransferase-like. The coding region runs from base 386 to 1372 and encodes 328 amino acids. NCBI's taxonomy places the organism in Eukaryota, Metazoa, Chordata, Actinopteri, Clupeiformes, Clupeidae. The transcript has 5 exons. The record is from RefSeq and is a predicted model, not a curated record. Gene Ontology annotation, biological process: N-glycan processing; oligosaccharide metabolic process. Gene Ontology annotation, molecular function: alpha-N-acetylneuraminate alpha-2,8-sialyltransferase activity.